AUGGGGGGUCUGCCCAAGGAGGGGGCCCCGGCGGUGGAUGUCUCCGUGGAGGGGACCCUGGUCUGGCUGCGCCGCCCCAACGGCUCCUGGUGGCCCAGCAUCGUCAUCUCGCCGCAAGACGUCCCCGAAGGCUGCGCCCCGCCGCCGCGCUGCCCCGCCACACCCAUCAUGCUCCUCGGCCGCCGCCCCGACGGACCAACCUAUGUCGACUGGUGUAACCUCGACAGGUGCAAGCGCGUCAAGCCCUUCCGCUGCGGGGAGCUCGACUUCGAGCAGCGCAUCACCAACGCCCUCACCCUUGCCGCCACCGGCAACAGGUCCACCUGGAGCUAUAACAAGGGCAGGUACGCCCGCAUGGAGGACGCCAUUCUCCAGGCCCUCGACAUAGAGAAGGAGCGCACUCUCGGCCCGGCAACCAAGGCUUACCUCCAUGCUGGCAGCUGCUCUCCCAGUACCAAAAUUGAAAUGCCCAACGGGCAAGUCAAAGAUGCUGCAGCUAAGGAUGCUUCUCCAGCCAUUCAGCUGUCACCGCCGCUGCCCCUGCUGCCGCCGCCACCGUUGCCGCUCCCCCUGCCGCCGCCACCGCCGCCACCCAAGAGGAAGCGCAAGACGCCCUAUGACUCCGAGGACGAUGCGCCCAAAGGGUCCCGCCGCAUGAGGGAUCUCAGGGACAUCGGAUCCAAGACGGCCCCCCCAAUGGACUUGCCCCAUUCUGCCGCAAUCUCUGCUCCCAAGUAUGAUGAUCUGCCUAAUGAUGGACAGGUCAAAAGAAUUGUGCACUCUCAAGCCACCACAAAGAGGAAGCAUGCUGCUGCGCAUCAGGACCAACCUUGCGGGAUCCCCAGGAAGAAGGACAGGUCUCGUCCGCUCGCGGAGCUCUGCAAUGGAGACAUGUGGAAUGGUUCCAGACCAAAUGGCCAGAAGGCCGAUGAACAUUUGUUAGGUGUCGCUACAUGUUCAAGCAGCUCCUCUGGCACUUCAACCUUGGAUACUCCAUUGGACACGAACAGCUGUCAUCGCAGCGCAGCAUUCAAAACAGAUCAAGCAAAGGGCACAGAAAUAUCCUGCAUGACAAGGCUACUCAGUGAUGAUUCCCGGCAUGGGAAUGAUUUUGUCGAAACUCCCCCUGCUGCACAAAAUAUCGUGGAACCAGUUCCUAGUGGUAUGGAUUGUGUUGGUGGAGUUCAGCAGCGACGCUGUAAAAGCAAGUGUGAUCCUGAAGAGUCAUUAGAAACCUUAAGCAACCAUUCAAACUGUGAGAGUGGUUCCAUAUCAUCUCUGGUGUUUGAGAAGCCACUGCAGGUAUUGCCGCCCGAAAAGAAACCGCUGGGUCAUGAAAGAUGUCAUGCAGUGAAGCCAAUCAAGACACUGCAUUUGAAUCCCACCCUUUAUGAUGUGGAGUUGAGUGUGCUGGGUAGCAGCAACUCGGGGCGCCGUGUGCCCCUUGUUUCUCUAAUGAGUAGGUGGAAUCGUAAACCCGUUGUGGGGUAUCCAGUCUCCGUGGAGGUCACUGAUGAUGUGUUUGACCGUCCUCUAUCAAGGAAAGAUGUCCAGCAGCCUUCUACAAGCAGUGUGAAUGGAAUAGUAUUGAAGAAGGAUGAAACUGAGGGUUUGCAACGUGUUGUGCCAUCAUCAGCACAGACAUCCCAGCCAAAACCCAAAAGCCGCAGCAGAAGGCCAUCUGAGAAAGAAGUGGACAAGUUAUGGCAGCCGCAUACCAAAAAGCCAGCAUCCUCGUCGAGAAAGAUGCGGAGGCUUUCCUCUUUUGCUUCAGGCCAGAGAGAUGGCAAUGACAGGAAGUCGGCGGUGGGGAAAGUGUCGGGCGCAACCAUUGCGUGCAUCCCGCUCCGAGUUGUUUUCAGCAGGAUCAACGAGGCGCUGAGCUUCUCAGUUAAUGAGAAUGCCGUAGCUGGGUGCGGGGCUGCUUCCCAGCUGAGGAGGAGGUGA
Molecule: messenger RNA, 1947 nt
Organism: Miscanthus lutarioriparius
Lineage: Eukaryota; Viridiplantae; Streptophyta; Magnoliopsida; Poales; Poaceae
Source: the annotation of a GenBank genome assembly